GCGGGCGGGUGUCGGGGCAGCCAGCCUCGCCGUCCGUUUCGCGCCGCCGGCCCACGCCACAGUGUGUGUUGUGGACGGCACCUUCUCAGACAGCCCAGUAGAACCGAGCUCGGCGCCCGGCAGCCUUCGACGCGAUGUUCCGCCAGAGCUUUAACCGUUUUUGUGCUGGAGAAGAGAAACGAGUUGGUACACGCACAGUAUUUGUUGGCAGUCAUCCAGUUUCAGAAACAGAAGCGUACAUUGCACAAAAAUUUUGUGAUAAUAGAAUAGUCUCAUCUAAGUAUACACUUUGGAAUUUCCUCCCAAAGAAUCUGUUUGAACAGUUUAGAAGAAUUGCAAAUUUUUAUUUUCUCAUCAUUUUCCUUGUACAGGUCACAGUAGACACACCAACUAGCCCAGUUACCAGUGGACUUCCACUUUUCUUUGUUAUAACUGUUACAGCCAUCAAACAGGGAUAUGAGGAUUGGCUGAGGCACAGAGCUGACAAUGAAGUCAACAAGAGCACUGUUUACAUUAUUGAAAAUGCAAAGCGAGUGAGAAAAGAGAGUGAAAAAAUCAAGGUCGGUGAUGUAGUAGAAGUACAGGCAGAUGAAACCUUUCCCUGUGAUCUUAUUCUUCUAUCAUCCUGCACGAUUGAUGGGACCUGUUACGUUACUACUGCAAGUCUUGAUGGGGAAUCCAAUUGCAAGACACAUUAUGCGGUACGUGACACCAUUGAACUGUGUACAGCCGAAUCCAUUGAUACCCUCAGAGCAGCAAUUGAAUGUGAACAGCCUCAACCUGACCUCUACAAGUUUGUUGGCCGAAUCAGUAUCUAUAGUAAUAGUCUUGAAGCUGUUGCCAGGUCUUUGGGACCUGAAAAUCUCUUGUUGAAAGGAGCUACACUAAAAAAUACCCAGAAGAUAUAUGGAGUUGCUGUUUACACUGGAAUGGAAACCAAAAUGGCAUUGAACUACCAAGGGAAGUCUCAGAAACGUUCUGCUGUUGAAAAAUCCAUUAAUGCCUUCCUGAUUGUGUAUUUAUUUAUCUUACUGACCAAAGCUGCAGUAUGCACUACUCUAAAGUAUGUUUGGCAAAGUACCCCAUAUAACGAUGAACCUUGGUAUAACCAAAAGACUCAGAAAGAGCGGGAGACUUUGAAGGUUUUGAAAAUGUUUACCGACUUCCUGUCAUUUAUGGUUCUGUUCAACUUUAUCAUUCCUGUCUCCAUGUAUGUCACAGUAGAAAUGCAAAAAUUCUUGGGCUCCUUCUUCAUUUCAUGGGAUAAGGACUUUUAUGAUGAAGAAAUCAAUGAAGGAGCCCUGGUUAACACAUCAGACCUUAAUGAAGAACUUGGUCAGGUGGAUUAUGUAUUUACUGAUAAGACUGGAACACUCACUGAAAAUAGCAUGGAAUUCAUUGAAUGCUGCAUAGAUGGGCAUAAGUAUAAAGGUGUAACUCAGGAGGCUGACGGACUCUCUCAAACUGAUGGACCCUUACCAUAUUUUGACAAAGCAGAUAAGAAUCGAGAAGAGCUCUUUCUGCGUGCCUUGUGUUUAUGUCAUACUGUAGAAAUUAAAACAAAUGAUGCUGUUGAUGGAGUUACAGAGUCAGCUGAAUUAACCUAUAUGUCCUCUUCACCAGAUGAAAUAGCUUUGGUCAAGGGAGCUAAAAGGUAUGGGUUCACGUUUGUAGGAAUGCGGAAUGGUCAUAUGAGAGUAGAGAACCAAAGAAAAGAAAUAGAAGAGUAUGAACUUCUUCACACCUUAAACUUCGAUUCUGUCCGCCGUCGUAUGAGUGUAGUUGUGAAGACUCAGUCAGGAGACAUACUUCUCUUUUGUAAAGGAGCCGACUCAGCAGUUUUCCCCAGGGUGCAAAAUCAUGAAAUUGAGUUAACUAAAGUCCAUGUGGAACGUAAUGCAAUGGAUGGGUAUCGGACACUUUGUGUAGCCUUCAAAGAAAUUGCUCCAGAUGAUUAUGAAAGAAUUAACAGACAGCUCAUAGAGGCAAAAAUGGCCUUACAAGACAGAGAAGAAAAAAUGGAAAAGGUUUUUGAUGAGAUUGAGACAAACAUGAAUUUAAUUGGAGCCACUGCAGUGGAAGACAAGCUACAAGAUCAAGCCGCUGAGACCAUUGAAGCCCUGCACGCAGCAGGUCUGAAAGUCUGGGUGCUUACUGGGGACAAGAUGGAGACAGCCAAAUCUACCUGCUAUGCCUGCCGCCUUUUCCAAACCAGCACCGAGCUCUUGGAACUGACCACCAAAACCAUCCAAGAAAGCGAACGGAAAGAAGAUAGAUUACAUGAGUUGUUGAUUGAAUAUCGUAAAAAGUUGCUGCAUGAAUUUCCUAAAAGUACUAGAAGCCUUAGAAAAGCAUGGACAGAACAUCAGGAAUAUGGAUUAAUCAUCGAUGGCUCCACGUUGUCUCUCAUAUUAAAUUCUAGUCAAGACUCUGGUUCUAACAAUUACAAAAGCAUUUUCCUACAAAUUUGUAUGAAGUGCACUGCAGUGCUCUGCUGUCGGAUGGCGCCGUUACAGAAAGCCCAGAUUGUGAGAAUGGUGAAGAAUUUAAAAGGCAGCCCAAUAACACUGUCGAUAGGUGAUGGUGCCAAUGAUGUUAGUAUGAUCUUGGAAUCCCAUGUGGGCAUAGGUAUCAAAGGCAAAGAAGGUCGCCAAGCAGCCAGGAAUAGUGAUUAUUCUGUCCCAAAGUUUAAACAUUUAAAGAAACUGCUGUUGGCUCACGGACACCUAUAUUAUGUGAGAAUAGCACACCUUGUACAGUAUUUCUUCUAUAAGAACCUUUGUUUCAUUUUGCCACAAUUUUUGUACCAGUUCUUCUGUGGAUUCUCACAACAGCCACUGUAUGAUGCCGCUUACCUUACAAUGUACAACAUCUGCUUCACAUCCUUGCCCAUCCUGGCCUACAGUCUACUGGAGCAGCACAUCAACAUUGACACUCUGACCUCAGAUCCCCGAUUAUAUAUGAAAAUUUCUGGAAAUGCCAUGCUACAGUUGGGCCCCUUCUUAUAUUGGACAUUUCUGGCUGCAUUUGAAGGAACAGUGUUCUUCUUUGGGACUUAUUUUCUUUUUCAGACUUCAUCCUUAGAAGAAAAUGCAAAGGUAUAUGGAAACUGGACUUUUGGGACCAUUGUUUUUACAGUCUUAGUAUUCACCGUAACUCUGAAGCUCGCCUUGGAUACUCGUUUCUGGACAUGGAUAAACCACUUUGUGAUUUGGGGUUCUUUAGCGUUUUAUGUAUUUUUCUCAUUCUUCUGGGGAGGAAUUAUAUGGCCUUUUCUCAAACAACAGAGAAUGUAUUUUGUAUUUGCUCAAAUGCUGUCUUCUGUAUCCACAUGGUUGGCCAUAGUUCUUCUAAUAUUUAUCAGCCUUUUCCCUGAGAUUCUCCUGAUAGUAUUAAAGAAUGUAAGAAGAAGAAGUGCCAGGAGAAAUCUGAGCUGUAAAAAGGCAUCUGACUCAUUAUCCACCAGACCUUCAGUCAGACCUCUUCUUUUACGAACAUUCUCAGACGAAUCUAAUAUAUUGUAACAGAAUCCGAAUCUUGAACUGCCUAUGUUAUUGUCCUACAAGCAUAUUGACAGUGGUUACAGCUAAAAGAAAGCAUGAAGAAGCAACUACAAAAAGUUAUCAUCUCAGGAUACUUGAUAUGCAACAAACUAAACCACUAUCUUAUGUCUAAGGUUCAGAAUAAAUGUCCACUAAGAUACCAAAUGACUCUCUUAAGCAUUUACAGUUAUUGUAAGUAGCCGUUACGGCCAAAGCUCUAAGUUAUGAAUUACAUGAAGGUUGAAAGCAAGACUAUUUAGAAUUUCUGGCUUUAGAUAGAAUAAAAUAACUACCAAAUGGGUGCUCUUUUAACCCAUGAACUCUGAAUGGAUUUAAAUACAGUAGUAUAAUAAAGUAGAAGUCAUGCAAUGGGAAUGAAUAGAUUUUGCUAAUAAUACUUUUUUUGCCUGGCAGAAGAAAUAGGCAAUUUGGAUCACAUUUCUUGUUCCUGCUGAAUGAUAAUGUUAAAUUAUUUUUUUUCAACAUAUGAAAGGAAUACUUGAAAAUAUGAGGACUAAAUCAGUGCAUCCGAUAGUAGUUAAUCCUUUCUGUUCGCCCACAUGCUAAUUUGGUCUUGAUAGAAUAUCCUUGCCAAAAAAUAACUUGAAAGGUGGAAAGAAUGUUAACCCUGGAUAUUUUGGCAAAAAUCAAAAGAAAUUAUUUAUUUUUGUUCUUCUGGAUUACACUUAAUGAGUGUAAGGCUACUAGAUUUGAAAAGAAAGCAUUUCCAAUCAGUAGCUCCUCAAAAUAGUUAAGAUAUAAUAGAUUUUUCCAAUAUCAGUUUUACUGGGAUCUGAGGCAAGAUAGGCAAAACCACAGUUACAUAAAAAUAAAGGCCAUUCUGAACAUCAGUCUUUUAUAAUUUUUUUUGUGGAGAGGAAGGAAGAAUAGCUUGAUUUCAAACUGUUAAUGGUUUUUAUCUGAAAGAGGUCGCACCUGUGCAUAUAUGCAACACUUUUUCUUUUUUUAACUUGCUGAUUUGGGAGGAGGAAGGGUCCAUAGCACGACUCUGAACAUGAAUGUUGUCUCUCUUAGCAAACUUGGCUAGAGUAACGGUCUAACUCUAAACCACGAGAUUCACCUUGGUAAAGUCCUUGACUUAACUGGACUAGAGGGAGGUUUUAACCUCCUAAGGAGUUCACCUAAAACAUAUAAAUGUGGUGUGUCUUUAUUAAAUGUUAAAAUUAAACACACGGGCUUCCCUGGUGGCGCAGUGGUUGGGAGUCCGCCUGCCGAUGCGGGGGACGCGGGU
This is a messenger RNA of Kogia breviceps (pygmy sperm whale), 4794 nucleotides long. RefSeq names its product ATPase phospholipid transporting 11C (gene ATP11C). The record is from RefSeq and is a predicted model, not a curated record. Gene Ontology annotation, biological process: phospholipid translocation. NCBI's taxonomy places the organism in Eukaryota, Metazoa, Chordata, Mammalia, Artiodactyla, Physeteridae. Gene Ontology annotation, molecular function: ATP binding; ATPase-coupled intramembrane lipid carrier activity; magnesium ion binding. Gene Ontology annotation, cellular component: recycling endosome; plasma membrane; endoplasmic reticulum.